AUGACGGCGCUCAUCCUCGCCACCGAUGCCCGGCAGCAGUCGAUCACCGUUAUCUCCAUCAUGCCUACCACAGCCUCCGUGACGAUGACAACGACGACGAUCAACGCAGCUCCCACUUCGAUCAAAACGUUCCCAACGGAUCGCCAACCACCACCACCACCACCACCACCAUCAUCACCACCACCACCACCAUCACCUUAA
Messenger RNA from Spirometra erinaceieuropaei, 201 nucleotides. NCBI's taxonomy places the organism in Eukaryota, Metazoa, Platyhelminthes, Cestoda, Diphyllobothriidea, Diphyllobothriidae. The record is from the annotation of a GenBank genome assembly.